Teleopsis dalmanni is the source of this 564-nucleotide messenger RNA. RefSeq names its product CCAAT/enhancer-binding protein gamma (gene Irbp18). Gene Ontology annotation, molecular function: DNA-binding transcription factor activity, RNA polymerase II-specific; RNA polymerase II cis-regulatory region sequence-specific DNA binding. Gene Ontology annotation, biological process: DNA-templated transcription; regulation of transcription by RNA polymerase II. The transcript is spliced from 2 exons. The record is from RefSeq and is a predicted model, not a curated record. The coding region runs from base 112 to 453 and encodes 113 amino acids. Lineage: Eukaryota; Metazoa; Arthropoda; Insecta; Diptera; Diopsidae.
GUUUUUGAUGUCAUUUUCCAUAAAGAAAUUUCGCAACAAACGAGUGAAAAGUGUUUGUGUAAAAUAUUUUUCGUUUAAUUUUUCUAAAAUUGAAAAUUUGUUAAACUAAUAAUGCCUAUUAGAAAACGGCACGGUCCACCAUCCGUUGCUAGUACAAAUUCUGAUGAUCCAGAUGAUGCUGCUUACAAAUUGAAAAGACAACGAAAUAAUAAUGCAGUAAAGAAAACUCGAGCAAAAUCUAAAGAAACUGCAAAUGAGCGUAAAAAAAAUGUGGAUACUCUGAAAACGGAAAAUUUAAAAUUGGAAACAAAGAUUGAAGAAGCUAAGAAGAAUGUUAAAAUGUUGAAAGAUUUACUACUUAACAACGCACAAAAUAGUGAUCAGGACAAAAUGAUUAAAAAGAUUCUUGAAGAAGUAAGUGACGAUGAUGAUGAUAAUGCGACCAGUUAUUGAUGUGUUGGUUGCGGAUGGAAACAAAACUUAGCUUAAGGUUAUAAAAUAAGAAUUUUUAAAAUUAAGAACAACUGUAGAUAAUUAAGCAAUAUAAUUGGUCAGCAUUUAUAA